Molecule: messenger RNA, 1233 nt
Organism: Dichotomopilus funicola
Lineage: Eukaryota; Fungi; Ascomycota; Sordariomycetes; Sordariales; Chaetomiaceae
Product: CoA-transferase family III domain-containing protein
Exons: 3
Coding region: 1-1233 (410 amino acids)
Molecular function (GO): catalytic activity
Source: RefSeq, a predicted model, not a curated record
AUGCCCAACGAACCCCCCCUAACCGGACUCAAAGUCCUCGAAUUCGCCGGACUCGCCCCUGGCCCCUUCGCCGGCCUAAUCCUAGCCGACGCCGGUGCCUCCGUCCUCCGCAUCGACCGACCCCUUUCGUCGUCAUCCUCCCCCCCACCAACCGCCGACCUCCUAACUCGGCACAAAUCCUCCCUCGCCAUCAACCUCAAAGACCCCGCCGGCGCCGCCCUCCUCCGCACCCUCGCCCGCCACGCCGACGUGCUCAUCGAUCCGUACCGGCCGGGGGUGCUUGAAUCGCUGGGUUUAGGACCUGAUGUCCUGUGCGCGGCGAAUCCGCGGUUAGUGUAUGCCCGGCUGACGGGGUUUCGGAGAGAUGGACGGUUUGCCAAGAUGGCGGGGCAUGAUAUUAAUUAUUUGGCGGUUUCGGGGGUUUUGGGGUUGUUGGGUCGUCGCGACCACAACAACAACACCACCUCCUCCUCUCCAACAUCUCCAUCAUCAUCCCCAUCAUCUUCAAAAGCAACACCAACCCCCCCCGCAAACCUCCUAGCCGACUUCGCCGCCGGCGGCCUCACCCUCACCCUCGGCAUCCUCCUCGCCCUCCUCGUCCGCACCCACACCGGUCACGGCCAAGUCCUCGAAACCAACAUGGUCGACGGCGCCUCCUACCUCGCCUCCUUCGCCCGCUUGGCCCGCCACACCCCCCUCUGGGACCAACCCCGCGGUUCCAACCUCCUUGAUUCGGGAUGUCCCUGGUAUGAUUGUUAUGAAACUAAAGACGGGAAGUGGAUGGCUGUGGGGGCGUUGGAGCCGCAGUUUUUUGGGGAGUUGAUACGGCGGCUGCCUGGGAUGGAGGGGAAGGGGGGGGAGUGGGAGGGGGUUUUUGAGGGGAGUGAUGCUUGUUGUUCGCCGGUUUAUGAGUUUGGGGAGUUGGAGGAGGCAGACCAGAGAGAAAAUGAGAAAGACGGAAACGACAAAGAGGGGAAAACAAAGGAGGGGGAUCAGAGACCGGCUGUUACGUUGAGGGAUACGCCGUGGUUAGCGGUGAAGAGGGGGGAAGGGGGGGAUGAGAUCACGCGUGGGCAGGGACCCGGUGUGGAAGGGAAAGGGUAUGUGGGAUAUUCGUUGGAGCCGGGGCAGGGUGGGGAGGAGAGGUUGAAGGAGUGGAUGGGUUGGUCGAGGGGGGAACAGUUUGAGGUUAGAGAUGGGGGGUUGGUGUUGAAGGAUACGGCGAAGCUUUAG